This is a messenger RNA of Rotaria sordida, 1578 nucleotides long. The record is from the annotation of a GenBank genome assembly. Lineage: Eukaryota; Metazoa; Rotifera; Eurotatoria; Philodinida; Philodinidae.
AUGAUACAAUUGGAAAUAAUCUUAAUCUUCGACAAUUAUUUUUUUGACGAUUUUAAACGUUUUGAACAUUAUUCAUUAGAAAUUAAUACACCUGAUGGUCCAUUUUUAUUUGAUUAUUCAAAAAAUUUAAUUAAUAAAGAUAUUUUACGAGAAUUAUUUUCUUUAUGUCGAGAAUGUCAAAUUGAAGAACAACGUACAAAAAUAUUUCAAGGUGAAUUAAUUAAUUUUACAGAAAAACGUGCUGUUUUACAUACUGCUUUACGUACACCAAAAGAUGGAAAAGAAGUUUUAGUUGAUGGGAAAAAUGUUUUACUUGAUAUUCAUCGAGUUUUAGAACAAAUGAAACAUUUUUCUGAAUCGAUUCGAAAUGGCCAAUGGAAAGGUUAUACUGGAAAAACAAUAACAGAUGUUGUUAAUAUUGGUAUUGGUGGAUCAGACCUUGGUCCAUUAAUGGUUACAGAAGCAUUGAAACCAUAUGCCAAAAAUGGUCCACAUGUUCAUUUUAUUUCAAAUAUUGAUGGUACACAUUUAUGUGAAACUGUAUCAAAAUUAUCACCUGAAACAACAUUAUUUAUAAUAGCAUCAAAAACUUUUACAACACAAGAAACUAUAACAAAUGCUGAAUCAGCUAAAGAGUGGUUUCUUAAUCAAGCUAAAGAUUUAAAAUAUGUUGCAAAACAUUUUGUUGCUUUAUCAACAAAUACACAAAAAGUAACGGAAUUUGGUAUAGCUAAAGAAAAUAUGUUUGAAUUUUGGGAUUGGGUUGGUGGUCGUUAUUCAUUAUGGUCAGCUAUUGGUCUUUCUAUUGUAUGUGCUAUUGGUUUUGAUAAUUUUCAACAAUUAUUAGCCGGUGCUCAUGCUAUGGAUAAACAUUUUCAAGAAAUGCCAUUAGAAAAAAAAUUUACCACUGAAACACAUGCUAUUUUACCUUAUGAUCAAUAUAUGCAUCGUUUUUCAGCUUAUUUUCAACAAGGUGAUAUGGAAAGUAAUGGAAAAUAUCGAACAAAAGAAGGUAAACAAGUUGAUUAUACAACUGGACCAAUUAUUUGGGGAGAACCUGGCACAAAUGGUCAACAUGCAUUUUAUCAAUUAAUUCAUCAAGGUACAAAAUUAAUUCCAUGUGAUUUUAUAGCAACAAUUGAAACACAAAAUCCUAUACGUGAUAAUCUUCAUCAUAAAAUAUUAUUAGCUAAUUUUCUUGCACAAACUGAAGCUUUAAUGCGUGGUUUAACUGAAGAUGAAGUACGAUUAAAUAAUAAUAAUUCAACUGAUCAACUUCUUAUUUAUCAUAAAGCAUUUCGUGGUAAUCGACCAACAAAUUCAUUUAUUUUGCCACGUAUAACACCAUUUACAUUGGGAAUGUUAAUUGCUGCAUAUGAACAUAAAAUAUUUGUACAAGGACAAAUAUGGAAUAUUAAUUCAUAUGAUCAAUUUGGUGUUGAACUUGGUAAACAAUUAGCUAAAGUUAUUCUACCAGAAUUAGAUGCUAAUCAAUCGGUUACAGCUCAUGAUUCAUCAACUAAUGGUUUAAUUAAUUUUAUUAAUAAAUAUAGAAAAUGGACACCAAAUAAUAAAUAA